Molecule: messenger RNA, 2197 nt
Organism: Chlamydomonas reinhardtii
Lineage: Eukaryota; Viridiplantae; Chlorophyta; Chlorophyceae; Chlamydomonadales; Chlamydomonadaceae
Exons: 5
Coding region: 113-1969 (618 amino acids)
Source: RefSeq, a predicted model, not a curated record
GCAUUCAAAGCAGGACACGGCUGCCGAAGCCUUCACACCCCAGCCCGGCCGCGAGCCCACGACCGCGGGAUCAAAUCCAGUAGCAGUACAGGACUUACUGCCGGGGCACCCUAUGCGCCGCACCCUGCAACAAGUUCAGCAAGUACAGCAGCCAGGGCAGGGCCUGGCAUUGCCCGGGUCCCUGCUGUCCAGCCUAGCAGACUCAUACGGUCUGGGCGGUGUGGGUUCAGGCGGACUGGCUACCUCAGUCAGCGCCACGCCCGCAGCAACUGUUGCUGCGCCCGCUCCGGCGACACACCAGCAAGGGAUAGCAGGGGAUGGGUCUGACAUCGUGCUAGGGGGGUUAGAUCCUAGCACGUUUGCCGGAGGCGCGGCAGGCAGCACCGGCACUGGCGGCGACGCUACGAGGAGUGUUGGCGGCAACAGUGGGAGCAGUGGCGCGAGCAGUGAUGGGAGCAGCGAUGGGAGCAGCGAUGGGAGCAGCGAUGGGAGCAGCGAUGGGAGCAGCAGUGAAGCCGGACCCAUCCUCAUGUUCGGUGACGCUGCGCCGCAGCCGACAUCCCCCUCUUCCCCAGCCGCCGGCAGCGCUGGCCAGGCCAGCCUGUGGGGCGGCUCUGCUGGCGCUGCAGCGACGCCAUCGGUUCCUGCGCCCCUGCUGGUAUGGCAGAGGCAGAAGGGUGACCACAGCAGCACCGGCGGCGCCGGAGACGUCAGCAGCCCGGCUACCGGCGGCACUGCGGUGGUGCUCCGCACGCCGUCCCGCUUCGGGCCGACAGGCUUGCCCUCCGUCAGUGCCGCCACCACACCUGCUGCCCAGGUGGCCCUGUCGCCGAGUAUCACACUGGGCAGCACCCCAUUGCACGCUUCCAACUCUUCUACCGGAGGCAACGGCACUUUGCAGGCAACUGCCAUCAACGUGCCCAUGCAUGUGCUGCAUGACCAGCAGCUGUACGACGCGGACUACAUCGUGCCGGACCUGGAGGACGAUCCGUACGGCCGCAAUCCGCUGUUCGAUCCGCUGUACCGGGCGGGUAUGGACGAGCUGCAGUGCGCGGAGGCGGGGGCUGGCCGACCGGGAUCGGGAGUUGCAGGGCUGCGGGGCUCCGGGGUAGGCACGCUGGCUGGCGAGGGGUUGCCGGGGCUGUGCCUGGCACCACACGCACCCAUGGUGGCACAGCUGGCACAGCCCUUGUACGACGACGACUAUACACAGGAUUUUGGCACCGCCGUACACGGCACGCCGACGGCGGUGUACGGGCCCGCGGGUCUGCAGCUGGAUGCGCUGCGUGUGGCCACCCUGCAGGCCGCGCAGUUCGAACCGGGCACGUGGAGUGUGACGCCGGCGGCGGCGGGCAGCGCUACACCUGGCGACGGUCUCGGCUGGCGCCUUGGAAGGGGCAACGGCACCAUUGGUGGCGGCUUCGGGAAUGGCGGUUUUGGUGGCGGCAUUGGCAACAACAACGGCACGGGAGGUGGAGGCGGAGGUGUGAACCCGUACGAGGCGGCCCUGGGCCCCUACGUGCCGUACACCGACCGCGUGCUGUUCUCACCCAUCGCCAGCCUGAUUGGUGUGCCGUACCCGGUGUCCAUCUACGCGGGCGAGCUGUACAUUGCGGAGGCGGACCCGCUGCUGACGGCGGCGGGGGAGGCUGCGCGUGCGGGCCUGCUCGUUGACUACUACCUUGAGAGGAACUACUACACGCCCUUCACGUUCACGCGGGUGGGGCCAAGUGUGUUGGCGCUCACAGCCAGCACCGCGCGCUCACGCGGCCAGAUCGGCGUGGCGGCCAAGGCGCGCGCGCUGGCUCAGGCGCUGUACAGCUACCAGCGCUCGCGCUACCUGGCCAAUAGCGUGGAGGUGGCGCUGGGCUCGCGCGGCUUUGCGGGCGCCUCGCUGGGCGCCUACCUAUUCAACAACCCGCUCGUCAACAACCAGUUCCUGCUGCAGGGCCCCGACCUGGCGCCCUAGGGCGGCUUUUCGGGGCAUGUCGUGUGCAAAGCUGGCGUGUGCGGCGUGGCCUGUGCAUGCGUGCACGCAGGCGGGAAAUCGCCGAAUUGGCAGUGCGUGGUUGUAAGCUGGCAUACGGUAUGCAGGUUCGGCUGUUGCGAUGGACACGUUUCUGGAGUCGCGUGGCGUGCACGUGCGGUUGGCCGGGGUUGCUUGAGGAGCUGGGAUUGCGAUUCCGCAUUUAAGAAG